Molecule: messenger RNA, 954 nt
Organism: Hippopotamus amphibius kiboko
Lineage: Eukaryota; Metazoa; Chordata; Mammalia; Artiodactyla; Hippopotamidae
Product: olfactory receptor 51L1-like
Exons: 1
Coding region: 1-954 (317 amino acids)
Biological process (GO): G protein-coupled receptor signaling pathway
Cellular component (GO): membrane
Molecular function (GO): olfactory receptor activity
Source: RefSeq, a predicted model, not a curated record
AUGGUGCUCUGGAAUAACAGUGAUGCUUUGGAACGCAUCUUCCUCUUAAUCUUAGGUGGUUUCCAUGGGCUGAAGACUGUUCAUGCUUGGCUCUUGAUUCCAUUCUGUCUUGCAUACCUGGUAGCAUUUAUAGGCAACAUCACCAACCUCUCUGUUGUCUGGAAUGAGUCCUCACUCCACCAGCCCAUGUAUUACUUGCUGUCCAUCCUGGCAAUAAUUGACCUGGUCAUGUCCAUGUCUACAUUCCCUAGAGUAUUGGCUGCGUUAUGGUGGGAAGCCCUGGAAAUUCAGAUGGGAGCUUGUUUUGCUCAGCUCUUCUUCAUCCACACCUUCACAUUCUUGCAGUCGUCAAUGCUGCUGGCCAUGGCCUUUGACCGUUUUAUGGCUAUCUGUCAUCCACCACACUACUCAAGCAUCCUCACCAAUGAUAUCAUUGGAAAGACAGGCUUAGGCUGCUUGCUACGAAGUGCAGGAGUAGUGAUGCCUACGCCCAUAUUACUAAGGUGCUACCAUUACUGCCAUGCUAAUGUCCUCAGCCACCCCUUUUGCCUGCAUCAGGAUAUUCUUAAAUUAUCCUGCUCUGAUGCCAGUGUCAACAACAUCUGUGGGUUAUGUGUGGUCAUUAUCACACUGGGCACAGAUUCAGUCUUCACACACCUCUCCUAUGUCCUAAUCCUCCAGGCUGCGUUGGGGAUUGCAUCUGCUGAAGAGCGACUAAAGGCUCUCAACACCUGUUUAUCCCAUGUAUGUGUGGUACUUAACUUCUUUGUACCUCUAAUAGGGGUAUGCAUGGUCCAUCGCUUUGGGAAAAAAUUGCCUCCAAUAGUCCACAUCCUCAUGGCUGACAAUGACCUGCUUCUCCCACCGGUACGUAAUCCCAUUAUCUACAGCAUCAGGACCAAGCAGAUUCCUCGAGGAAUUAUUCACAUGUUUAGGCAAAGGAGGAGACUUUAG